Molecule: messenger RNA, 2036 nt
Organism: Apodemus sylvaticus (European woodmouse)
Lineage: Eukaryota; Metazoa; Chordata; Mammalia; Rodentia; Muridae
Gene: Pced1a
Product: PC-esterase domain containing 1A
Exons: 8
Coding region: 658-1917 (419 amino acids)
Source: RefSeq, a predicted model, not a curated record
AGCACUAUGGGCAAGCUACGCUGAGCUAUCGUCCUGCCCUCGGCCCGUACCCGGGCUUUGCGGCCGCCCGAGUGGGCCGAGUCCUGAUUUCUGUCCUCCACAGCGGCCAACUUCGCUGCCUUUCUGACUCCUCCCGCGUUGGGGGGUCGCAUAGGGCGGGACAUGAGUGACCGGAAGUGGGAGCCAUGAGCAUCUCCUGAAGCGCAGAUGCUGGAGGCGUUGGCUGGACCACCGCCUCGCACGCAUGGAGAGCGCUGGGCGUCGAGCUGCGUACCGACAGCUAACCUGGGCACACGGGCUCUGUGGGGCGGGAUCUUUGCAGAACCCACCGCUCUCUGGGGGCAUGGGAACAUGACUCUAGAUCAGGAGCCCGCUGCGGAGAAGUCGCACGGGGCCCGGGCCUGCCCUACUGGCCGGUGAAUCUCCGGAGCCCCGAGACUUGGCAACUGGCGCGAGCGGACGAGUGCGCACGCGCGGGGCCGCCGUUGACACGUGGCAGGGAGCAAGGGCGUCUCUGCGCGCGCGAAGCCCAUACUACAGGACCACGGCCCAAGUGACCCUCCUCCUCUCCUCCGACUGGUGUCAGUGGCAGCAUGGUCUUCUGUUUGGAAAACGAGAUGCCACACCGCCUGCUGGGAAGCACCAUGGGCCACUUCCAUGCCUCAGAAGUCCAGCAGCUGCUACACAACAAUCCAAAGAGCUGUGUAUAAGGACCUGGUGCUUCUGCUCCAGAAAGACACACUGCUCACAGCUUCCCAGUUAAAAGCCAAGGGGGAGCUGAGCUUUGAACAGGAUCAGCUGGUGGCUGGGGGCCAGCUGGACGAGCUGCACAACGGGACCCAGUACCGAGAGGUCCGCCAGUUCUGCUCUGGUUCUGGCCACCACCUUGUGCGUUUCUACUUCCUCACCCGUGUUUACUCCGAGUACCUCGAGGACGUCCUGGAGGAGCUGUCAUAUGGACCUGCCCCUGACCUAGUGAUCAUCAACUCCUGCCUCUGGGAUCUCUCCAGAUAUGGCCGCUGCUCAAUGGAGAGCUACAGGGAGAACUUGGAACGAGUGUUUGUACGAAUGGACCAGGUUUUGCCAGACUCUUGUCUGCUGGUGUGGAACUUGGCAAUGCCUCUGGGGGAACGUGUCACUGGGGGUUUCCUCCUUCCAGAGCUCCAGCCUCUGGCAGUCUCUCUGCGACAGGAUGUGGUUGAGGGGAACUUCUACAGUGCUACACUAGCCGGGAACCACUGUUUUGACGUCCUAGAUCUCCACUUCCAUUUCCGGCAUGCUGUACAUCACCGUCAUCGAGAUGGUGUUCACUGGGACCAACAUGCACACCGCCACCUCUCACACUUACUUCUGACCCACGUGGCUGAUGCCUGGGGUGUGGAGCUACCCAAACAUGACCGGCUCCCAGACCCAUGGAUUGAGGACUGGCCAGAGAUGGAUCAUUCAUUCCGGGGAAGCCAUAAGCAGCCCCCAGACUUCAGGGAGAAGCUGGCCUUGCCCCUGCUCCCUCCUUUCCAUUUGCCUCCCCCUGUGUCUUUUCCUCACCCACUUCAGCCCUCACCACCUCCCUUGUUCCCACCCCUGCCCCAGGAUACCCCCUUUUUCCAAGGCCAGCCCUUUCCACCCCAUGAGUUCAAAUACAAUGCAAUGGAGGACUUCUCAAUGCCAGGAUGUGGCCCUGGAAUGAACUUUGUGCCUGGCCCCCUGCCACGAUCAGUCUCUGGCCCUGUCUCCCAUGGUCAACACCGGGGCCCAGUGGUCCACCGGGGCAAGCCACGUUGUGUUCUGAAUAACCCCUACCAUGUGCCAAGGAUCAGGGGCCCACACAGGCAUCGACUCAGACACUCAGACAGACUGAUCCACACAUAUAAGCAAGACAGACGGGGACAUGCCCAUUCGGGAACAUGGCCUGGGUAGGCAGGAUCUUAGGUUGGGGCUAGAGAUGCCGAUAACCCUGGAGGGUCUGCCUGAUGACCUAGUUGUUGGGCUGGGGUGUUCUUGUCCAUGGCUGAUAUCAAUAAAAGCAUGGAAGGACA